Messenger RNA from Sardina pilchardus (European sardine), 1945 nucleotides. RefSeq names its product FTO alpha-ketoglutarate dependent dioxygenase (gene fto). The coding region runs from base 26 to 1945 and encodes 639 amino acids. Gene Ontology annotation, molecular function: mRNA N6-methyladenosine dioxygenase activity; broad specificity oxidative DNA demethylase activity; ferrous iron binding. The record is from RefSeq and is a predicted model, not a curated record. Gene Ontology annotation, biological process: RNA repair; regulation of multicellular organism growth; DNA alkylation repair. The transcript has 9 exons. Lineage: Eukaryota; Metazoa; Chordata; Actinopteri; Clupeiformes; Clupeidae.
GCUGUGUAAACACUAUUCCAGGAACAUGAAAAGAUCGGAUGACAGUGAGAGGGAGAAGAGAAGAAAGAGGCGUAGGCUCCUCCAGGAGCUGGGGGACCAGAGGAUCCCCUUCCUCUCGCCCUCUGACCCUGGCUACCAGCAGCUGUGGGACUCCAGCUACUCGGGGCUGGCCCUGCGUCCGUCGCUGGCGCUCCCCGACGGCCUCCACGAGCGCGUGCAGCAGGCCCUGUGCACGCUCCGGCGCCGCGGCUGCCUGCUGAGGGACCUGGUGCGCGUGCGCGACCGCGACGUCUUCACCGCCGUCUCCCGCGCCCUCCUGGGCCAGCCGGGACACACCUACCGCUACCUGGACACGCGUCUCUUCGCCAUCCCCUGGCACGCCGCCGCCACCGCCACCGCCGCCGCCGACGACCAGCAGCAGGCGCGCGACGACACCCUGGCGACGGCCGACAACGGCACCAAGGCCGCCAAGAAGACCGCCAAGGAGGCAGCGGUGGCGGUCAGCACAGAGUCCUGCUGCGACGCCGACCUGCGUUCCGCCUGCCGGGCGCUGUGGGAGCUCAACCGCUUCUUCAAUCAGGACGUGCAGAAGGAGCAGGAUGCCCGCGGCCACAGAAAGGACUGCAGGACGGGCCUGCCGGGCAAGGAGGCGUGCCGGGACCAAGACAAGGGCAAAGGCGCGGGCGCGGGAGCGGGAUCGGCCGACCAGGGGGGAGGGGCCGAGGGCAAGGGCACGUGCGGGAAGAGCGCGGGCGUAAAGGAAGGGAAAGAAGGAGAGGAAAUGGAGAAGAGAGAGCAGGAGGAGGAGGAAGAGGAGGAGGAGGAGGAGGAAGAGGAGGAGGCCAAAGAGGAUGAGGAUGAGUUGAUGAAGGAGGAGGGGGACUUGGACACGGGACAGGGCUGCUCCCACGACAUCAUCACCCCCGCCUCUCCUCCUCCUCCUGCUCCUCCUCCUCUCCUCCCGUGCGCCUCCACCCCCUCCUCCGGCCGUAAGCCCGGCCCGGUGGCCUUCAACAUCACCCUGCUCAACUACAUGGACCCGGCCGCCAUGAGCCAGCUGAAGGAGGAGCCCUACUACGGCAUGGGCAAGAUGGCCGUGGGCUGGCACCACGACGAGAACCUGGUGCCGCUCUCGCCCGUCGCCGUCUACAGCUACAGCUGCGCCAGCGAGAAAGGUGAGUCUGUUGGCGGCGGUGCUGGUGGCGGUGGUGGUGGUGGUGGUGGGGGGAAGAAACAGUCCUGCUGGAGGGUGGGGCUGAAGGUGGCCUGGGACAUCCACACACCGGGCCUCGCCCUGCCCCUGCAGUCAGGAGACUGCUACUACAUGACAGAUGAUCUGAACCGGACGCACCAACACUGUGUUUUGGCCGGAGACACAGCCCGAUUCAGCUCCACACACCGAGUGGCCCAGUGCUCCACAGGCACGUUGGACUACAUCCAGAGGCGUUGCGCGGAGGCCCUGCACAACCUGAAGGUCGACCCCGACACGGGCACCAAGAGCCUGCGCUCGCUCCUCCCCAGCACCCUGGAGCACUGCGAGGAGAUCCACAACGAGGUGGAGUUCGAGUGGCUGAGGCAGUACUGGUUCCAGGGCCGACGCUACGCCCGUUUUUGCAGCUGGUGGAGUCAACCCAUGGAGCAGCUGGAGAAGGACUGGAGACAGAUGGAGGUCAUGACCCAUCUGCUGCUGGGUGUGGUGGAGGACGAGAGCACCGCACAAGAGGGCAGGAGGGAGAUGGCCGACACCCUGCUCAACGCCCUCACUGACCGGCAGCAGCACAGACAGACAUGGAGAGACCGGUGCCAGUCCAGUCUUGCCCAGACCCUGCCCCCCGAGGAGGCCCCUGUUGACCGCCCCUACUGGGACCCCGAUGACCCCGAGAUGCCCCUGCCCUUUGACCUGGCUGACAUCAUCAACCGGGUGGAGUCACUGCUAUGGAGGUGA